Molecule: messenger RNA, 1818 nt
Organism: Linum tenue
Lineage: Eukaryota; Viridiplantae; Streptophyta; Magnoliopsida; Malpighiales; Linaceae
Source: the annotation of a GenBank genome assembly
AUGAGAAAGUUGCCGUCUUUCAGCUCCAGAAGGUCGCUGUAUCUGUGGAAUUUGAAGAUACGGGACGCCACAAAUCGUGGCCUUUACAAGCAAACUCUCGAUCUCUACAGUUCCAUCCUGCAAUCUGGGGUAGGUGGUGGUAGUAACUUCACUUACCCGAUGGUCCUUAAAGCCUGUUCUUCCCCCGACGCCAUCCACGUCGGGAAAACGCUUCAUUCCCAUGUUACACAUCUGGGUUUCCAGGCGGACGUCUACGUGCAGACAUCUCUCCUCGAUAUGUACUCCAAGUGCGGCGACUUGGUUUCUUCGAGGAAGGUGUUCGACGAUAUGUCUGAGAGAGGCGUUGUGUCUUGGAACUCCAUGAUCGCUGCUUAUUGCCGUUGUUCUCUCGUUGAUGAAGCCGUUUCUGUGGUAAACCAAAUGAGGGCUCUUGGUCUGGAACCAAGUUCGACCACUUUCCUUGUGUUGUUUCCUGCUUGUAGCUCCCUUCUGCAGGGCUUAUCGACCCAGUGCUGUGCCUUCAAAAUGGGGUUCCUGAAUGGUGACGAUGAGGUGCCUCUAACUAAUUCUGUGAUGGGUAUGCUCGUCAAACACUGUCAAACUCAUGAAGCUCGUGCAAUCCUUGAGAAGAUGCAAGAACCGUCCGUCAUCUCUUGGACAACAGUGACUAGCGGUUAUGUGGAAACUGGACACGUGAAAGAAGCUUUCUCUGUGUUUAACCAGAUGAGGAGGAAAACCAUCAGCCUGGAUUAUGUAGCUUUCUUCGCAAUCAUAUCAGCUUGUGGCCAGCAUGGCGACCUGUUGGUAGCUUCGACGGUCCAUUCUCUAACAAUCAAAACCGGAUGUGAGGGUGAAGAUGCUAUUGACAAUCUGCUAGUGAGCAUGUAUGCAAAAUGUUGUGAUCUCGUCUCAGCUAGACGUGUAUUCGAUUCCUCUUGUGAGAAAACUGUCUUCGUCUGGACAUCAAUGAUUAGUGCAUAUCAAAAUGCAGGUCGUCCAGCUGAUGCUAUAGAACUUUUCAAGAGGUUGUUGCAGACAAGUGUGAAACCGGAUGAAGCAACUCUGGCCAUCAUUCUUUCAGCUUGUGCUGACACAGGGACUCUGUCUCUGGGAGAAGAAAUUGAAGAGUACAUCACGACCAACGGGUUGCAGUUGGAUCGCCAGGUCCAGACCUCUUUAAUACACAUGUUCUGCAAAUGUGGUAGUAUAGAGAAAGCACGAACAGUAUUUGACAGUAUAUCAGAGAAAAAAGACUUGGCAGCUUGGAGUUCCAUGAUAAAUGGCUAUGCCAUUCAUGGGAUGGGAAAUGAGGCCCUGAGUCUCUUCCACGAUAUGCAAAAUACGGAAGGAAUAGUGCCAGAUAGUCUUACUUACACGAGCAUAUUACUGGCCUGCAGCCAUUCAGGACUUGUGGAGGAUGGGUUGAAGUACUUCAAGAGCAUGCAGAAGGAUUUCGGUUUAGAACCCAGAAUUGAACACUAUACUUGCUUGGUAGAUCUUCUGGGUAGAGCUGGUCGGCUUGACUUGGCACUGGAAACCACAUUGGAUUUCCCUGAGAAGAUUCAGGGACGGAUGUGGGCUCCAUUUCUAAGUGCAUGCAAGAAGCAUCGAAACGACGAGCUUGGCGAAUUGGCUGCUAGAAAGCUGUUGGAAUUCAGCACUGGAAGCACUGGGAACUAUGUAUUGAUGGCAAAUCUGUACACAUCUCAAGGCAAGUGGAAGGAGGCGGCCGAGACAAGAAGAUUGAUGGACGACAGAGGACUUGCAAAAGAACCUGGUUGGAGCCAAGUUGAGAUCUGUGAUUCUGGAGAUCGUUAA